Nerophis lumbriciformis (worm pipefish) is the source of this 411-nucleotide messenger RNA. NCBI's taxonomy places the organism in Eukaryota, Metazoa, Chordata, Actinopteri, Syngnathiformes, Syngnathidae. The record is from RefSeq and is a predicted model, not a curated record.
AUGGCGGAAGGAGACACAGAAAUUACGUUUAAAAAGGAGACUGUUGGCAAACUUCUAUCCAGCUUCUUCAAGGAAGACAAAACCAGAUUGAGUGUAGAGGCCACACUACUAAUGGCGGAGAUGCUGAAAGUCUUUGUCCAAGAGGCGGCCGUGCGCUCUCUAAAACAAGCAGAACGCGAGGACUGCGACGAGGUGGACAUCGAGCACUUUGAAAAGAUCCUGCCUCAGCUGCUGAGUCAUGAGACUUUAGAGAGUCACGAGAGACACGAGCGGCCGAACAUGGCAAAGCGAGCUCAACUCAACGAGCAAAACAGUCUCAACAACAUCAUGUGCUACACUGGGGAGCUUCAGCGAGGGGCGGUGGGACGUGCGGCGGGGAAGAACUUCCUUGCGGCGGUCCCGCUGCCCUAA